Patella vulgata (common limpet) is the source of this 12098-nucleotide messenger RNA. RefSeq names its product microtubule-associated serine/threonine-protein kinase 2. The record is from RefSeq and is a predicted model, not a curated record. Gene Ontology annotation, biological process: peptidyl-serine phosphorylation; intracellular signal transduction. The coding region runs from base 916 to 6201 and encodes 1761 amino acids. Gene Ontology annotation, molecular function: magnesium ion binding; protein serine/threonine kinase activity; ATP binding. The transcript is spliced from 28 exons. Lineage: Eukaryota; Metazoa; Mollusca; Gastropoda; Patellidae.
GCUCAGUUGUGUUGAAUGGGGUCAGAAACUCGAUCUCCAAACUGAAUGAAGAGCACCAAAUGGACUAAACCACAAAGCCUUAGUGCCAAAAGAGUCCACUCUUAGGUGGAAAUGAGGGAAGCUAGAUAUCAAACCGCUGUAGCAGGAAAUGGCAAUAAAUAGCCGAGACGCAAAUUUCUUCAACAAGAAGGGCAAUCUACUUGUCGCGUGGAAUUGUCGGAUAAAAAUGGCCGUCAUAACAAAACACUUUUUCCGCCACAUGGAGUUGUAACUUUUCGGGUUUGAUUGUUGUUAAGAUUACGGAUUUGAGUCAUGUAGGUUGGUUUAAUGGUGGUGUUUCCUGAAAUUUGUAAUAGUUAUGUACGUCAGAGGAUGUGGAAUAGUUUUAUAAGGAGUGGAUUGAUUUCGGCGUGUGAUAUUUCAGGAAAAUAAACUUGUUUUGAUUUUCGACAAACAAAGUUCUUUUUUUUUUACUUGCUUGCGACUCAGUAUGCCAAAACUUUUCAUGUGUAAUUGUAAUAUUUUUGUGACCAUCUUUAUUAUUAUGAACUUUCAUUGAUUUGAUUACCAUGGAAAAACUGUGUACAAGAUUUCCGUAAUUUAAAAAAUGAUUAUGUUAGUUAAUAGAGGGUGUAUAAGUGUUUUGUGUGGAAUGCCGUAACGGUAAAGCCUGUUCUCUGUUUUUGUAUUGAUCUGCUGACUAUCAAUAUUAUGUAAAUAUUACAUGUGUUGUCUGGAAUAAUCGGUCAACCUUGGCCCCCAGAGAUAUCGGUAGAUGUGCGAUAUUUCAAAUAUAAAUUAUGAAUUCAAGCAUAAUAAAUAUGAAAUUUAAAAUAAUAGUGAAAUCUUCUUGUGUCUCAGAAAUGUAAAUAAUAUUUCAUAGUUUGUUGUCAGUAAUCUUAAUAGGAACAAAAGAUGGCAACUCCAAGGAAAUCGCUUAGUGAAAAGUUUCAACAGGCUACAAGGAAGAAAAGUUCGAGUAAACGUCUCCGUACGCCGGACACCCCUCCAGAUAUUAAGCAAGCUACAGAACCUAGUGAAGCUGAAGAGAAACAGGUGACUGGCAAAUCUAAGACUACGUCUAAAAUCGAUCAGUCUAGUCAACCAGUUAGUGUAUCGGAAAUCAAAAUCGAAUUAAAGAAAGAGAUUGAUGCUUCGAAUUUUCCCAUGACAAUAAAAUCUCCAUCUGAAAUUGAAGGACCGUGUUGUUCUUCAUUUAAAACUGAACCCAAAAAGACCUUGGCACCCACAAAAUCCGAAACCAAAUUAUUGGAAAAGCUUGUUUCGCCACGGCGAAUUGUAAAAGCUCACACGCCGUCUAGAAAAUUAGCUGUUUGUGGAAGUGAAUUUCGACCAACGGAUGCCGCACAAAUGUCAGUAACACGAUUUACGAAGAGCAAAAGUGAUGAUCGUCCAAUCAAGUUUAACCUUAGUUCUGAGACGCUAAGCGAAAUGGAUGAGACUAAUUUAUCCCCUUCCCCACCCAAUGAGGGGGAGCACAGAUACUCAUCGUCAACGCCUAAGGGUAAACAAGAUAAAAAUUCCUCAUCAGAACAAACUCCUGUCAGCCAUAGAAGCAGUUUGAUGCGAGAAAAUGCGUUUGAUGACGUCGAAGAUAUGUCCUUAUCUUCGUCUGAGUUUUCUCCAUGCAGCACGUCAACAAGUUUACGAUUAGAAGACUUGAGUGAUGAUGGAAGUAUGAGUGACUCUAAAUUACGCGAGAGUAUAGAAUUCAGCGAUGAUAUGACAGAACUCCAUUUUCCUGAACCACAUUUGCCAGUAAACAAACAAUUACGUAUCGUAACAUCGGUUGAUAGAGCUCUUUACCCUCGGAGGAAAAGUUCUCUUAGUCGAUCGUUAGGGAGAUCAUCGUCUGAUAAUUUAGAUCAUCAAUUGUUUUUGGAGUUUAUGAAGAAAUCUCAGUUGUCAUCGUUUGUACAGUAUUUCCCAUCGUCACUAACGAUGAAGGAUUUCAGAUCACUCACACAAGAAGAUUUACAGGAUGUUUAUAAGAUUGAUGAUGCUCAGUGUAGAAAACUCAUAUUAAAAGCUGUUGAAAAAGCCAAGGAAGAGGAAGAAAGUGACGUUGAGUCUGAUUUCGUUCCUAUUCUAUCUCCAUCUCCACUGCCAUCACCUUUGUUGAAGAAAUCAAAUGAUUUGCCAUUUGGAUUACCCAGUAGUCUUCGCCGUCUGCAGCGGACAUUAUCAGAAGAUGCUAAACAGAGGCGACGUGAGAGUAUGCCAUCAACGCCGACUGGUCAACCCAAUCCCAUCGUACCUAACACGCAUCUUGGACACACUGUUGGGGCAUUAAGUUUGGAACCAACUAACUUGCUGCGGAUGAAGAAUACCAUUUUAGGACAAUCGGCACCAUCGUUAACGGCAACUCUGAAAGAUUUAACAGUCCACCGUAAAGGAAGUCGAAAUUAUGGUCGAAAGUCUGGAUUAUCUACGUCUCCUACACUGCCCCAGAGAUGUCCGUCGCCACAGACUUUGACAGACAGAAGCCCCCACGAAAGUCCAAGAAACUUGUCACCUAGUCAACAUGGAAAUUUCGCAUUUCAAGCCAUCAAAAAGUGUGAUGGAAGAAGAUGGUCGUUUGCGUCGUUACCUUCGUCAGGUUACGGUACCAAUACUCCAGGUAGCUCUAAUGUUUCGUCCCGUUAUUCUUCUCAUGAAAAAUUGCAUCAGUUCCCAUCAGCCCCUACUGCCGAAGAACUGGUUUAUUUAUCCAGUCAUUUUGACGAUGACCAGAUGACCGGAGCAGAAGAUGACGGGAGGUCGUCUCCCUUGAUGAGACCGAGGUCUCGCAGUUUAAGUUUAUCCUGGCUUGCGCUGGAUAGUCCAGCCAGAUCACCAGGAGGAGAUUCAGAAAUAGUCAUAAUGAACAGUGUCUACAAAGAAAGAUUUCCGAAGGCUACAGCUCAAAUGGAAGACAGGUUAAAAAAGUUUAUUAGCGAACAUGAGAAGUUGGACCCGUCCCAAGAAACGGAUGCAGUAUUAUGUUUUCUACAUCAUCAAGUCUUAGAAAUGGCACGAGAUGUAUUAAAUAAAUCCGAGGAGAAACUCAUUACGACAGCGUAUUUCUAUGAAUUAAUUGAUAAUCUAGAAAAAUUGAAACAAGAUGCGAGAGAGAGAUGUGAGCUAUCAUCACUAGCGUAUUCAUGUAUUUAUCCUAUGAUAAAACAACUGUAUAUUAUUGUAUCAAGACCAGCAAGAUUACUAGAAUGUCUGGAAUUUGAUCCAGAAGAGUUCUAUAUGUUGUUAGAAGCAGCGGAAGGUCAAGCUAAACAAACCAUAAAAGAUGACAUUCCACAGUAUAUUAUCAGCAAAUUAGGAUUAAAUAGAGACCCUGCUGAUAUAACACAUAUUGAAACUAUUACUGGAGAUUCUUUAGAUAAAGCUGAGGAAGAAGACGGAGAAUCGGAGCAUGAGAAGAGUUUCAGUAAAUUCCCUAAGGGUAAAACACCGUGCAAGGAAGAUUUCGAAUCUAUGAAAUUAAUCAGUAAUGGUGCUUAUGCUGCUGUAUAUUUGGUACGACAUAAACAAACACGUCAAAGAUUUGCGAUGAAGAUGAUUGGUAAACAGAAUUUGAUGUUACGCAAUCAGCUUCAACAAGUCUUCUUAGAACGAGAUAUCCUCUCCUUCACGGACAAUCCGUUUGUUGUCAGUAUGUACUGUAGUUUUGAAACCAAGAAACAUCUGUGUAUGGUGAUGGAAUAUGUUGAAGGAGGAGAUUGUGCUACUCUUCUUAAAAGUGUUGGUGCUUUACCGUUAGAUUUAGCUCGGAUGUAUUUUGCUGAAACAGUGCUAGCGUUGGAAUAUUUACAUAGUUAUGGUAUUGUUCAUCGAGAUCUCAAACCAGAUAAUUUAUUGAUCACAGCUUUUGGUCACAUCAAGUUAACAGAUUUUGGUUUAUCAAAGAUUGGUUUAAUGAGCAUAACAACUAAUUUAUACGAGGGUACUAUUGAUAAACAGUUCCAAGAUAAACAGGUUUACGGAACACCAGAAUAUAUAGCGCCAGAAGUGAUAUUACGUCAAGGUUACGGUAAACCUGUUGAUUGGUGGUCUAUGGGAAUUAUUUUAUAUGAAUUUCUCGUGGGUUGUGUGCCAUUUUUUGGAGAUACACCAGAAGAAUUGUUUUCUCAAGUUAUUAAUGAAUCGGUAGAAUGGCCGGAGGAGGAUGAUUGGCAGGUACGAGAGGAUGCUAAAGAUAUAAUAAGUGGUCUCCUGACUCACGAUCCCACAGAAAGAUUAGGUUUCGCUGGGGCUCAACAGGUGAAAGAACAUUAUUUCUUCCAUGGUUUAAACUGGGAGAAUUUAUUACGUCAGAAAGCUGAGUUUGUUCCACAGUUAGAUAGUGAAGAAGACACAAGUUAUUUCGAUUCGAGAACAGAAAGAUAUAAUCAUGAUUUAGCGGAAGACACGGAAGACGAACCUGAUGAUGUAUUGUUUCACAGUUUCUCGUCAUGUUCACCCAGAUAUAGUAAAGUUUACUCUAGAAUUGAAGAGUUACAUGAGGAUCGACGAGAGAAAGACCGGAGAAGACAUUCUAGUGCUGAUGAUUUCCGUACGCGAGUCCUCGAGAAACAAGCUUUAGAACGUAAAGAUUCUAACCAAUCAGAGUGUUCCGAUACAUCACUAGAGAUACGAUCGGUAUUGAGGAAGGACAGUAGUGAUACAACAGACUCUAGAACGGACGCUAGUACCGUUAAAUUAGACGAAGAUGUGUUCAGUAACUCUGACAGUAUGUGUCGAUCAAUAGACCACAGUAGUAUAUCAGAUUCUUCACAGACGGACAGUGAUUCAUGUCUUUCGCCACAAAUAACACGAUCUAGACCACCAUUAAAAAAUGUCAUACCACGAUUAGCUAUAUCAUCAGAGGAAGAAAAAUCUCCCAGUUCUAAAGAAUUAUCUCCGGUAGACGAAGGUAAAGAGAGAAGUGUUGUUAAAGAGAGUAAGAAAUCCCGAGAUAAAUCUAAUAUGCCAAAAUCUGCGUCUGCUACAGCGUUAACAUUACUAAUACAUCCUGCAGGUAGAAAAACUGAAGAUUCGUAUCCACGAUUAAACUCACCAGGUGGUUCCAGUGCUAGUUCUCGUGAUGGUUCUCCUAACAGAGAUUCGUCACCAUUGUCACGAUCGUUAAAACCACCGAUAGUUGUUAAACGUGGAGCCCGGGGAUUUGGUUUCAACUUUCAGAGUGUCCGUGUUUAUAUUGGUGAAUCGGACGUGUAUACAAUACAACAUAUUGUUACGGACGUAUCUAACAAUAGUCCAGCAUUUGAAGCCGGGUUACGUAAAGGUGAUUUAAUAACGCACGUUAACGAUGAAACCAUACAGAGUCUGCUUCAUACACAAGUCGUACACCUCAUCAUGUGUGGUGGUAACGUCUUGACGAUUCGAUGUGUACCGAUAGAAAACACCUCUAUCAAGACCUGCGCUAAACGAAAGGGAGGUAAUCCUGGCAAAAUGGCUCGUAAGAAGCGACAACAAAGAGAGAAGGGAGCGGAAAGGAAAAAGGGGCGAUCUUUAUUUCGAAGACUCAGCACAAAGAAAGCCGAGCAGCACGUUUUACCCUGUUCCCCAGUAACGCCAAACCGAGCCAGUCCACUCAGUCGAUCUUAUUCGUCAAGUGAGGCCACUCCGCAACCAAUGAAAACGGUCCGCUCACCGCCAAUAACUGUUCCAUGGUCACCGGAGAACUCUCCACAGAACAGUUCCAACAGCAGCUCACCAGCAUCAAGUACGCCAAACUCUCCCGCUGGUACGACACAUUUCGGACGACCCAGUUCACUUCAAGUCGUCAAACACAAGAAAAGUAAAACCCAGAGUCUCCAAUCACCACACAGAAGAAAAUCAGUGCAUAAUAUCCCCCUGUCUCCCCUGGCCAGAACCCCCUCCCCGUCCCCUCUCGCUUCCUCUCCUACUCGGAGUCCUAGUCCAAUGGCCUGUGUUCAUCAACAUCUUCAAGGUAGCUCUUCUCAAUCUCAAAAGACUAUACCUGCCUACCUAAACCCUCCUGUACCUCAAACCUCUACUCCCACAUCCCGCAAGGGGUUCUCGCGACCAAAAAGCUGCGAACCAACUUCUCCCUUGCUUCGUAGAGCUUUGUCUCCGGACAGAUUACAUCCGAGCUCCGCAGAAAAAAUGCCAGCACAACGUAAAGCUCCGUUACAGGACAAGAAAUCUGAAGCUCUGUAAUUUAAGUGUUUGGAAUAUGAUGGUGUUUUUCAAUGUAUAAUUCUAUAAUAUAUUGUGGUAAUUAACAGGGGUAUAUCUAUCAGUUCUCUGUUACUCAGUUCAAUUAACGGAUAUCUCUCCGUCUAUAUCAGGUGUUACACUAUUAAAAAUUAACGGGGGUAUAUCUACCUGUACUCCUUUAAUCAGUCUGAUUAACGGAUAUCUCUGUGCGUCUAUAUCAGGUGUUACACUAUUAAAUAUGUGGUAAUUAAGUAUGGUUUAAUGGUCGAGGGAGAGACCUUAAGUAAUAUAUUAAAACAACACGGGUGACAUAGUCCCUGAGUUGUUAUUUCAAUAUAUUACACAAUGUCUUAAGCUCGAGACCAUUAAACAACAUAAAAUACAGAUACAUAUAAAUAAUGUACUCUUGGCAUAUUGCCGUACCAUUAUUUGAAAUAAUGGUACGCCAACAUCAAAGGAUGAUGUCACAUCUGUAUUUUAAAUUUCUAUAUAUGGAGGGGGAUAUUUGUGUAAUAAAAGAACAGCUUCGGUUAAGGAUGCAUUAUGUUAGAGCUUAUUCACAUGACAAGCCUGUAGUCAACUCUCGAAUUCGUCAGAUUGAUCGGUUAUUAAAUGGAUUAGACAAUGUUUGCCAUAUCUUCGUUAAAAUCAAGACUUUGUUAAUUAAAAACUUCAAACAUUCAUAACUUCACUCAAAAUAAAGUAAUUUCGACUGAAAUUUUCAAUAUAUAUAUGUUCGUGUUUAAACUACAUAAUGCAUCUUUUAACAGAUAUAUCCCGACCUAUAAAAGGCGUUAAUUAUUUAAUAGAUAUAUUCCUGUCCAUAUAACGACCUACUCAGUGCAGUAAACAGAUAUAUCAUGACCUAUAAAAGGUGUUAAUUAUUUAAUAGAUAUAUCCCUGUUCAUAUAAAACAUGCUACUCAGUUCAGUAAAACAGGUAUAUUUCUUUGUGCGUAAUUAUUGUGGUGAUGGACUUUCUUUGUGUAUUACGAGCAUAAAUAAAUAGAAAGUUUGUCUUCCUUGUGAUAAUAAUAUUACGAUAACUAUCGUGUGUGUGUGUGUGUGUGUAUUUUAUUCUAUAUUUUUUUUUAUUGUCGUUCGUUGGUUCGAUCGUUCGAUCGUGGACAGUUGUGUAUAUAGAAUGUAAAUAUAGUUACGGUGUUAUUCUGGUGCUUAAAGUUUGUAGAUGUGUUUUCAUUUGUUUUCUUGACUUGGAAUUUAAAGUGACACACUUUAUGUUCAAUGUACAUACAUAUGAACUAUUUGACUACGGAUAUAAAAAUAGACUCUUAUGACUACAAGUCGGGUAUAUAUUGUGAUAUCGAAGUUGUAGUGUUUGACUUCGGAUAUACUAAUAUAUACUCUAUGUAGAUUGUAUAUAUAUAAAGGUUAUAUAUUAAAACUCCUGUAAAUAUAUUGUGUGAUAAUACAAGGACGACAUUCAUCUAUCUCUAUAAUCAGUAUCAAGUAUGGCUGUGAUUGUGAAUAUAUUUCAGUUAAAUUUAUCAUUCAUAACUCGUGACCGAUAUACGAGAUCGACACAGUAGAAUCAUUUAACACGGGAGUCGCAUAACAGACUGAGAUUUAGCAGAAAUUAUAACAGGUAAAAUCGUUUAUAUUCCUGGGUUCUCAAGAAAUGAUUUGGAUUUAAAGGAUGUGUUUUUUAAACAAAUGGAAAUUUGAACGUUUUCUGGAAAUUUUAACAGUAGACUGGCUAUUGCAUAGAGCAGUGGUAGGCAAACUAUGGUCCGCGGGGCCACAUCUGGCCCCCACAGCCUUGUAAUCGGGCUCACCAGACCCUUCCACUACAUUUGAAUAUUUACGAGUUAUAUCUCUAAAUGAAAUAAAAAAUUGAGGGCCCAAACUCUAAAGAGGCCUUACUCUCUGCAGUAUCAAUAAUCUUUGUAGGUCUAUUUAUAACUUGCAGCAUCACUCAGUGACGUAGUUGCCUAUCUUACAAUUCUUGUUUGGCCCUCGUUUCAUUUCAAAACUUUGUGUUUGGCCCUUUGCCUAAAACAUUUGCCUGCCCCCGGCAUAGAGUAACAUUAUAACAGUCUGAAAUUAAGCAGGAAUUUCCAGUCUCUUUUUUUUUCUGUAUAAAAUACAUUUAUUUAGUCUGUAGCAAUGUUGAGAUAAAAUGAGUCGUUAAAAAACAAAAUCGAUAGUGCUUCAAAAUUUGUAACCUGUGUGAACUCCUCAUUGUUGUUGAUUUUGGUCGUGAUUUUAUAUUGGUAUAUUCAACUACACCUAUUUACCAAGUGACAGUCUUUUAAAGUCUUCAAUCAAAAUAGAGGGGUUGGGUGGCCAAAUGGUUAGCGUGUGCACGUUGUAUCAUAAGGUCUGUCAUUGAAUCAACUGCCAUGGUCUCGAUUCCCCGGUUGUACGUGACAAGAAGUAGUCUAAAACUACGCCAAUUCAAUUGUGAUCAACAUAAAAUAUGGCACACGGGUUCUUUGGACAAUUGUGCAUUGAUUGACAAUUGACAGACUUUUGAUAUGUCACUAUUCGCUGAUCAGGAGAUGAAGUCUUACUGGCUUCCUGGUGUACAAUCUACCAGAAAUGUUAUUGAUAUAAGAAAGGAAUAAUUUGAUUGACUACUGAAAGAGACUGUCAUUUGGACCAUCUUGUUAUCGUACCUGUUUUAGUUUGCUAUUCAUUCUUUUAUUGAUAACAUACCAUAUUUUUCUCCAGGAAACUGUGAGAAUGACUAUUCAUUAUUCAUGUUUGAUUGUAUACAUUAUCAUUAUUUUUCAAAAAUCAGUGGCAUAUAUUUUGUUGACAGUAACACAGUAAAUAUCCUUACACUGUAAUCCAGGUAUUAUUUAAUCUUGUGUAUCUAGCGCUAAUUGCUCUCACUUGUCUUCAUUAGCCCAGUUUAGGAGCAGAACAGUAGGGCGUUAAACCCCAUUUCAAUAAUUGCUCUCACAUUCAUUCAAUAUCAAAUCUUUUUUAAAAAAAUUACUCAUUAUACAUCAAUAAUCAAUUGGGUUGUUUAAGUUUUAACAGUGAUCGAGAAAUUAAACGUAAAUUGGACACUCAUUAUCAAAAUUGAAUGGUCAGCUUUUAACUGGGCACGAGUAAAAUGAUUUUUAUGAAUUUUUCAAAAAAAGAUUUGAUAUUGAAUGAAUGUGAAAGAAAUUAGUGCUAGAUACACAAGAUUAAAUCAUACCUGGGUUACAGUGUAUUUUGUUGACAAUAAUAAUAACCAUCCUUACUUGCUUCUCUGUAUUCUAUCACUAAAUAAUUUGUUGAUCAGUUGUUAGUAAUUUCAUAUUUAUAAGAUAAUACUGUAUUAAAUUUGUUGUAUUGUUUACAUAACUUCAACUGAUCAUGUUCAAUUUCUUGUAUUAUUUUAAUAGAGACUUUAGUAUGUAUUAUUAAGAAAAGUUAAUAAUACUUGGGGGGGGGGGAAUCAGUAUCUUUCAGUAAUGAAAUAAACCUGAACCAAUGAAUCAUUUAAAGCAUAGUAUUAAGGAACAGCAUUGGCUUUAGCAUGUAUCAUUAAGCAAAUAUUAAUUAUAUUUAUCUGAACCAAUAAAUUAUUUAAUCAGUAGGAUUAAGGAUUAUUUAAUCAGUAUGGUUAAGGAUUAUUUAAUCAGUAGGAUUAAGGAUUAUUUAAUCAUUAGGAUUAAGGAUUAUUUAAUCAGCAAGAUUAAGGAUUAUUUAAUCAGCAAGAUUAUGGAUUAUUUAAUCAGCAGGAUUAAGGAUGAUUUAAUCAGCAGGAUUAAGGAUUAUUUAAUCAGUAUGGUUAAGGAUUAUUUAAUCAGUAAAUCUGUAUGGUUAAGGAUUAUUUAAUUAGUAGGAUUAAGGGUUAUUUAAUUAGUAGGAUUAAGGAUCGAUAUUAAAGUAUGGUUAAGGAUUAUUUAAUUAGUAGGAUUAAGGAUUAUUUAAUUAGUAGGAUUAAGGAUCGAUAUUAAAGUUAUUAGGUUAGGCUUUAGCAUACAUAUCAUUGAGGAAAAAUUAGGAAUUUUAGAAAUCCGAUAAAUUAAAUGAUGGUUCUAUAACCAUUGUUUUAUGUAUGCAGCAGUUUUAAGCAUAAGCAUAUAUUCAUAGUUUUAACUGUACCUCCUCAGACUUGUUAUUUAUAAUAUAAAAUAAUUAAAAGACCAAACCAAUUUCAUUUUCAAUUCUUUUGGGCCGUGAUAAAUAAAUAGCCAAUUCAGUUGCAUAAAACAUAACUAGUCAUCUAUAAUACAGAAUACAUCAAUUAGCAUAAUUAUUACUGGUAGCUGUUACAAAAUAAUCCUGAAUACUAAAUAUUCCUACCUCUUUAUACAUAUAUUUCACUCGGUUUGUGAUCAGGACUAUAAGGUGUGUGCAUGAUUUUAUUAUCCAGUUUUCAGUAAUAUUAUAAAAAAAUUCAACAUGAUUCAGUGAGAAAAAUUUGUUUAUAAGUGACUUGAAUUUGACAUAAAUUAGGGAAAUUUUAAUAGUGGCCAUGCUAUGAAUAUAUGUAAUAGUAACUCUAAAGCUUGGCGAGUCAUUUAGCGCUAGGGGGUUGGAUGGUCGAAUAUAAUUAUAUAUUCCAUAAUUGAGGUAUAUAGAACUGUUCUGUAUAUAUAUUCAUGAUCGGGUAGUGAACUAUGCUAUACAUGUGUGUAUAUAUUGUACUGGAAAAAAAACCCCAUUUAAAUGGCAUUUCAUCAUUUUGUUUAUUUUAUAUAUAUAUAUCGAUCUCUCUUAUUAUGUUCCUCAAAAUGUUUUAUGAGAUUUUGUACAAUACUGUACAUAGUAUUGUAUGAUACAGUACUAUGUUGACAGUACAAUACUGUACAAGUCGACUGUACGAUACAGUACUAUGUUGACAGUACAAUACAGUACAAGUUGACAGUAUGAUACCGUACUAUGUUGACAGUACAAUACUGUACAAGUCGACUGUACGAUAUAGUACUAUGUUGACAGUACGAUACUGUACAAGUCGACUGUACGAUACAGUACUAUGUUGAUAGUUAUAUUAACCCUAUGAAUUAUAUUAUCAUGAUUAUAUUACAUUAGUAUUACCUUUAUCUUUAUUCAUAAAACAACAUGGCUCUCAUUUUGGUCAUAUUGGGGACAAGACUAUCUAUAAAUAGGCCUUUUUUUCAUAUUGGUUACUUAAAUGUAAUCCUUUUUGAAUAGAUUAUAAAUACACUAGAUCGAUAAUAUGCGAAAUCACUUUCGUAUUGGCUACAUAAUGUAAAUUUUAUUUGACAGGGCUACAGAUAUUUUUCUUUUUUCAAAUUAACUAAAUAAUUCAUGUAAAUUUUAUUUAAAAAGGGCUAUAAAUAGGCUUUAUCAUUUUCAUAUUAGUUACAGGCUAUAAAUAGGUAUUUCCUCUUUCAUAUAUUGGUUAGAUAAUAUAAACUUUAAAAUGUAUAGGGUUUCUAUGACUGUUGUUUAAUAUAUUUAAUUAUAAUAAUUGUAGUAAUAUAUGAUCAGGUUUAGAUAAUAUGUUAUUAUACUAAAAGAGAUUAAUGUUUGCUCAGUGUAAAGAAUAUAUUAUUACUGUAAAUAUGUUGAAUAUAACUAUAUUAUAUACAAAACAUGGUGUUAAAACAAGUUACAAGGCUUGACAAAUGUUGUUACAAUAAGUUACAAGGCUUGACAAAUGUUGUUAUAACAAGUUACAAGGCCUGACAAAUGUUGUUAUAACCAGUUACAUGGCCUGACAAAUGUUGGUCAGGCCUGACAGAGGCUUGGCAAAUGUUGUUAUAAUAUGUAACAAGGGCUGACAAAUGUUGUUACAAGGCUUGACAAAUGUUGUUAGAAGACUUGACAAAUGUUAUGUUUAAUGUAACUCUAUGUAAAGCUUUAUUAUGAUUGUAAAAAAAUACAACACUCUGUCCUUAAAUAUACAGCUGCUGUAUUGUAGACGUAACAAACCUACAAUUUCUACCAUAUAAAUUUAAAAUACCA